Molecule: messenger RNA, 1422 nt
Organism: Blepharisma stoltei
Lineage: Eukaryota; Ciliophora; Heterotrichea; Heterotrichida; Blepharismidae
Source: the annotation of a GenBank genome assembly
AUGGGAAACACAUGCUGCACAGGAAGGCUUAAUCAUGGCCCAUUACACAAUGAAAAAGAUAAUAUUAAAAAUACCAGCAAAAUUUCUCACAAAAGAAAGAAAUCUCAGCACAAGUCGUUCGAAGAAAGAAGACCUUCCAAGCAGUUCAAAGGAAAAUCUUCUCCAAAACACCUUAAAACUUCUUUAGAACUAAAAAAAUUAGCGAAACAGUUAAACCAAGAAGCACCAAAGCAUGUAAGAUUCGAAAAAACUGAGUCAAUAAGAAAUGCUAAUGAAGAAAAAUUUAAAAGUGACCCUUUUGAAAGCCAAGAAAUAUUGCUCCAUUACCACUUAUUCCCCCACCCUCCAAGCGAACAAAACCAUUGGAAAAAUAAAAAAAGCCCACACUCUUAACUUUAUAUAAAAGAAAAUUAAUAUAAUGAAAUCUCUAGCUAAUUCUGUUUAAUUUAAAAAAACAAACUCACAUUUAAAAACAUAAAUUUUUUUAAAUUAAAUAAAUAUUUGCUUUAAUUUUUUUGCGAAUUCUCAAAAUAACAUUUACUAUAUUAAUAAAUUUAAAAAAAAAAACCUUUCUUUAAAAAUUUUUUGUUCCUCAUGAGAGGGGAGUCAGAAGAAGCCUCAAACUACCGAAAAAGUGAUCAACGAAAAAUAAUUCAAAUUUUGGAUAAUUAUCAAGGAGAAUUAGAAGAUGGAGAAAUCGAAAAAUUGGAUGGGAUUUCUGACAAAGCUGAUAUGAAAGGAGAACUGGUCACCUUAAUGUUUACAACUCAUGCUAUUUAUAUACUUGACCGGGAAGACUGGACUAAUAUCAUUAGAAGAAUAAGUUAUAAGUCGAUAAAAGCAGUAAGUCUAGCGGAGAAAGAUAUAGCCAUACUGUUUCAUAUUGACCCAAAUGAUGAGAAAUACGAUGAUAUUUUAAUAUCCAGUGAAAGCUAUUUUGAUAUCAUUAAAGCAAUGGAGCAGCUUCAUUAUGAGAUAACAGGAAAUUAUAUCAGCUGAAAUACAGUUGCUUCUAAAAACGAAUUAGAGAACUUAAUGAAUAAGCCGCUUGCUGAACAAUUUUCACAAGAAGAUAAAUUUUUAGCAAAAAUAAUAAUGAAAUACGGAGAAAUAGGUGAAAAGAAAUUGAAUUUCCAAGCCUGCUCAACCAUUUUUGAGUCAAAUGAUUACGAUAAAUAUUUCCUAUUUACGAACAAGUCUGUUUAUAUACUAAAUCACGAUUUCACGCUCGCAGUCAAACUUUUACUUGUAAAUAUCUAUCAAAUCGGCAAAAAUUCACUGCAAAAAUCAAUCAUUUUGUACAGUUCAAGCAAAUCUUAUUAUGCCAAGCUACAAUUAAUGAUAUCCAAAGAAAUAGCAGAAGCUGCUGUUUCAGCUGGAAAUUGGAAAAUAAAAGAAAUAGAUCUUGAAACUGAGCCUUAA